Capsicum annuum is the source of this 2321-nucleotide messenger RNA. Its product is annotated as protein ABCI7, chloroplastic. Bases 637 to 2121 code for a protein of 494 amino acids. The record is from RefSeq and is a predicted model, not a curated record. Lineage: Eukaryota; Viridiplantae; Streptophyta; Magnoliopsida; Solanales; Solanaceae. Gene Ontology annotation, biological process: iron-sulfur cluster assembly. The transcript is spliced from 3 exons.
GUGCAUCUUUUUCUUAUUUCAGUUUGACUUGACUCGACGGUUUGACUUGUGACCCUUAAGUCAUUGACCCGACCUGGAAUAGGCCCAAUUAAGUUCACACCAAAAGAGCAAAUUGACCUCAACCCAACAACUAUUUACAUUAUGGCCAUCAAUCAUCUCCUCCUUUAUUUCACCUUCAUCGAUUACUUCUAGCAUUAAACCAAUCAAAUCAAAUCAUAAAUUCAUUUUGCGUUUAUUUCGAUUUGACUUGGCUCGAUGGUGUGACCUGUGACCCUUAACAUUGACCCCGCCCAGAAUAGGCCCAAUUAAGUUCACACUAAAAGACCAAAUUAACCUCAACCUCAACCCCAACAACUAUUUACAUCAUUGGCACCAAUCUUCACCUCCUUUGUUCCACCAACCAAACCAAACCACAAAUCCAUUUUUCUUGUUUUGAUUUGACUUGACUCCACGGUUUGACCUAUGACCCUUAACAUUUACCCGACCCGAAAGUAGGCCCAACUAAGUUCACAACCAAAAGACAAAAUUAACCUCAACCCCAACAACUAUUUACAUCAUUGCCAACCAAUCUGCACCUCCUUUGUUUCACCUUCAUCAAUACUCAAAAACUCUUGCUAAAAAAUUCCACCAAUUUCAAUGGCACUUUGUUCUCUUUCACCAACUUUCUCUCCAAACCCAUCUGCACCACCAUCCUCUUUAUCCAUAUCACCAUCAAGAACAGCAAAAAUAACCCAAAAAAAUUCAAAAUUUAGACCAAAAUGCCCUCCAAUUUCAGCACUUUCUGAUCCAUAUGUACUCCAAAUAGCUGAAAAUCUUGAAGAUUCUUUACCUUCAACUUCCUCUCCACCGCUUGAAAAGCUAAGGAACACUUCCUCAGACACCCUUUUGUCCACACAAUGGCCAUCUCGUAAAGAUGAGCCAUUUAGAUUCACUGACACUUCACUAAUCAAGAAUUCAAGAAUUGAGCCAAUUCAACCUCCAAACACUGAAAAGGUUCAGUCUUUGAAUUCUUUGAAUGAAUCUUUAGACACCCUUUUGCCUACUGUUGUAAUUGUUGAUGGUUAUGUAGUUGAGUCUUUGUGUAAUUUGGAUGAGUUAAUGGAUUUUCCUAGUGGGGUUUAUGUUGGGAGCCUGUUGAGUGUUGAUUCGGAGAGUUUAAGGAAAAGGGUGUCUGAAUAUGAGUUUAGUUUUAAAGGGGAUUUGUUUUGGUCACUUAAUGGUGUAGGUACACCUGAUGUAGUGUUAGUGUAUGUGCCUGAAGGGUGUAAGGUUGAGAAACCGUUGCAUUUGAGGUAUGUUAGUGUUGAAGGGAGUGAUAAGGAGGUGAAAGCGUUGCCUUUUUCGAAUCCGAGGGUGUUGGUGUUGGUGGAGAAAGGAGGUGAGAUUAGUAUAGUUGAGGAGUAUGUAGGUGGAGAUAGGGAUAAAUGUUACUGGACGAAUUCGGUUAUGGAAGUGGUUGUUGGGGAAGGAGCGAAGGUGAGCCAUUCUUAUAUUCAGAAUCAGUCUUUCAAUGCUGCUCAUAUCAAGUGGACUUGGGUUCAGCAGGAAUCAACUAGCAAAUACGAGCAUGUAGAAGUAAGCACUGGUGGAAAGUUGAGCAGGCACAAUAUUCACAUCCAGCAGGUUGGUCCAGACACGGUUACUGAGUUAUCGACGUUUCAUAUGUGUGUUUCUGAUCAAACACAAGAUCUACACAGUAGAUUAGUCUUAGAUCAUCCACGAGGUGUCUCUCAGCAGAUCCAUAAGUGCAUUGUGGCCCAUUCUUCUGGACAGGCUGUUUUUGAUGGAAACGUUCAAGUCAAUAGAUAUGCGCAGCAGACAGAUGCAGGGCAACUUACACGAAGUCUCCUUUUGGAGCCUCGGGCAACUGUGAAUGUCAAACCUAAUCUCCAAAUCAUUGCCGAUGAUGUCAAGUGUUCCCAUGGUGCUGCAAUCAGUGACCUCGAAGAGGACCAACUAUUUUACUUCAAGGCACGUGGUAUUGAUACUGAAACUGCGAGGAAAGCUCUCAUCUUUUCGUUUGCAGCUGAAGUAGUUGAACGUUUCCCUAAUGCCUCGGUUAGGAAGAAAGUCGAAACUCAUAUUAGACAACUGCUAGAUCCCUCACACCCUUCACCGUGAGCCUUCUGAAUUGUGGCGCGUUUUUCUUUCUAGUUUCGCUCUUUAUGUUAAAUCUAAUUCUUUUUUGUAUUGAAGAAGCAAGUAUGGUGAUGUUAGUUUGAAACAUAUACAUUGUUUGUACCAAAAGUUGUAAUCUUUUGUACAAAGACGGUGGAAUUGUUUGAGAGGAAGUGAAGUGCAAGACAAGACUUGUUGCCUCA